AAAAAAAAAAAAAAAAAAAAAAAAAAAAAAAUUGAAAAGACUAUAUAGAAGAGACCUUAUCUAUAUAUUAACACACAUAUAUUCAUCUAUUAAUAUAUUAUAUAUCAUUGUAGAUAAUACAUUUUCUCGCAAUACACCGAAAUUGCUAACCUUAUCCGUCACCUUAUCUGAAACCCCACUUGUAGGACUCAAUGGGAAUGCUGGUAUCAAUGGUGUUAUAAGUACUAGUGGUAUUGCUGGUGACGGAUCAUCAUCUAAUCAAUACGAACUUACUGGAUGGCUAUUGAAAAAACGACGUAAGAAAAUGCAGGGAUGGGCUAAACGUUGGUUUCGAUUAUCGCCUUCGGGAGUAUUGUCCUAUUCGACAUCCCCUACCGGUGUGCCUCGAGGAUUGAUCCAAAUUCGAAUUUCCACCAUCACUCAUCAACCAAAAUCACGUACGAUACAUAUUGAUUCUGGUACUAUGAUUUAUCAUUUGAAAGCAUUGACACCUGAAGAUCAUGAAACCUGGACGAAACAUUUGAAAAAGCAUCGAGCUUCAGGUCUGGAAACUGAAGUGGAAAGUUUUGAAGAAUGGCGACAUAAGCGUCAAUCUCGUCAUGUCUCGGCUAUCGCCAAGGAAAAAGCUAAAAUUGAUAUCAACAGAGGAUUACAAGGUAGUCAGCAAGUGAAGGAAAAAUUGGAAUGUUUGGACCAAUGGAUUCAGAAAGGAUUCGCAAACAAUCAUCCCGACGAAAAAAGUACCUGGAUGGCUCGAUUGGUUCAACUCAAAGAUGAUUUGGAAAUAGCGAUUGAACGUCAAGAUCAACAAUGGUCUGUGGUGCAAGAAACUGUAUUACAAGGGGAUCCAUUCAAUCUCAACAGGAGUAGUGGUGCUUCGUCUCCUCUCUCCACCGUAAGCCACGCUGUCACUACUGUCAAUCCUUUAGUGAAUGAUGAAAGUUCUACUUCUGGUCUGCGUCGUAGUACUACCAUAGUGUCUCAUGAUUCUACAUUUUCGGAUGAAUUUUACGAUGCAGAGGACGCCGUAUUGAGUCUUAGUGAAGAAGAAAAUGAUGGUGGAGAAAACGAACAUGUUGAAGAAGCUGCAGAUACUACUGAAGAUGACGAAGAAGAAGAAGAGGAAGAAGAGGAAGAACAAGAAAGACAUGAAAAUCAACAAGAAAACAAAGACUGGACCCAGCAAGUUCUAGAAUGCCCGCAUCGUCGUCAUCGUUUACCUUCGCCUGCUGUUGGAGAUGUUGGUUCUGCUUUAUCAGUAUUUCGUAAAAAUGUAGGCAAGGAUUUAUCUACCAUUGCCAUGCCUGUCAGUAUGAAUGAACCUUUGAAUAUCCUUCAAAAAGCAUGUGAAGAAUUGGAAUACUCAGAACUGUUAGAUAAAGCUUGCUUGUUAUCGGCGCCAAUGGAACGACUUAUGUACAUUACCAUUUUUGCAAUUUCUAGUUAUACCUCUUCUCAAUAUCGAACUGGUCGAAAGCCUUUUAAUCCUAUGAUGACGGAAACUUAUGAAAACAUUCGACCUGAUAAAGGAUUCCGAUUUAUAUCAGAAAAAGUAUCUCAUAAUCCAUUGAUUAUUGCUGCUCAUGCUGAAUCGAAGAAUUACAAAUAUUGGCAGUGUACCAAGAUCAAAAGCAAGUUCUGGGGGAAAUCUAUGGAAUUCAUGACAGAAGGUGUUUAUCAUGUCAAUUUAACUGGUCACGAUGAUCAUUAUACCUAUUCCAAACCAAGUAGCUGGAUGCGUAAUAUGAUUGCUGGUGAAAAAUAUUUGGAACAUGCUGGUGAGAUGAAGGUAACAAAUCAUACGACGGGUGACUAUGCAAUAGUAACUUUCAAGGAAGGUACUGGUGGUGGAUUAUUUGGUGCACCAACAAAUCGAAAUGACAUUAUAGCAACCUUUUAUACAAGUAACAAUAAAAAGGUACGACGUGUAGUAGGCAAAUGGAGUGAUAAAUUAGCGGAAGAAGUAGAUAUGAACAAACGGCAAUUAUCUGUAUUAUGGACUGCCAAUUCGCCUGGUGUAGAAAAUUAUGCGGAUUAUUAUGGCUUUACUCGAUAUUGUAUGGAAUUGAAUGAAAUCACUACCUUGGAAAAGGAUAAAUUACCUAUCACGGAUACUCGAUAUAGACCUGAUCAGCAUUUGUAUGAACUUGGACGAGUGGAUGAAGCAGAUGCGGAAAAACAACGUAUAGAACAAAAGCAAAGAGAACGUCGAAAAGAAUUUGAACAGAAAGGCAUUCCAUGGAAACCUCGUUGGUUCGCUUUGCAACAAGAUCAAUAUAAUGAACCUGAUUUCAUCACUCCUGAUGGUACUGUGGGUGAAUCUUGGGUCUUUACUAAUCAGUAUUGGAAUGCAAGAGAAUCUGGACAAUGGCCUAAAGAUAUGUUCUCAUUGUGGUAGUUGUAUCAACAGAUAUGAAUUGAAAAUUUUAUAGAUUUAUGUAUUUAUAAAUAAUAAACCACGAUAUCUUAUUUUUGAUUUUUUCUAAAAAAAAAGAUA
This is a messenger RNA of Halteromyces radiatus, 2497 nucleotides long. RefSeq names its product Oxysterol-binding protein-domain-containing protein. The transcript is spliced from 5 exons. Gene Ontology annotation, cellular component: plasma membrane; cytosol; intracellular membrane-bounded organelle. Bases 305 to 2398 code for a protein of 697 amino acids. The record is from RefSeq and is a predicted model, not a curated record. Gene Ontology annotation, biological process: maintenance of cell polarity; ER to Golgi ceramide transport; endocytosis. Gene Ontology annotation, molecular function: sterol binding. Lineage: Eukaryota; Fungi; Mucoromycota; Mucoromycetes; Mucorales; Cunninghamellaceae.